Gymnodraco acuticeps is the source of this 4307-nucleotide messenger RNA. RefSeq names its product GDNF family receptor alpha-1-like. Gene Ontology annotation, cellular component: external side of plasma membrane; signaling receptor complex. The record is from RefSeq and is a predicted model, not a curated record. Gene Ontology annotation, biological process: nervous system development. Gene Ontology annotation, molecular function: signaling receptor activity. NCBI's taxonomy places the organism in Eukaryota, Metazoa, Chordata, Actinopteri, Perciformes, Bathydraconidae.
GUGAGCCAGCAGUGGCCAGAGAGAAUAACUGUCUGAACGCGGCGAAGGCGUGCAACCUGAACGACACGUGUAAGAAGUACCGCUCGGCCUACAUCAGCCCGUGCACCAGCAGGGUGUCGAGCGCCGAAGUCUGCAACAAGAGGAAGUGCCACAAGGCGCUGCGGCAGUUCUUUGAUAAGGUUCCUCCGAAGCACAGUUAUGGGAUGCUGUACUGCUCGUGUCCGGUGAGCGACCAGUCGGCCUGCUCUGAGCGCCGGCGGCAGACCAUCGUGCCCGUCUGCUCCUACGAAGAGAAGCAGAAACCAAACUGUCUGGAGCUGCAGGCGUCCUGCAAGACCAACUACAUCUGCAGGUCACGACUGGCUGAUUUCUUCGUGAACUGUCAGCCGGAGCCUCGCUCUCUGUCCGGCUGUCUGAAAGAGAACUACGCCGACUGCCUGCUGUCCUACUCCGGUAUAGUCGGUACCGUGAUGACUCCCAACUACCUGCGCUCUGCUAAAAUCAGCGUCUCUCCGUUCUGCGACUGCAACAACAGCGGAAACAACAAGGACGAGUGUGACAAGCUCACUGAGUUCUUCACGGAGAACACCUGCCUCCGUAAUGCCAUCCAGGCGUUUGGGAACGGGACAGAUGUUGGCGUUUGGCAGCCGAUGUCCCCGGUGCAGACGACCACCCCCCCCUCCCAGAGGAAGAACCAACGCAACCCCAACACCCUCGACAACGCUAUCAACACAGACCCCAUCUACCACUUCUGUGGCAGCCUGCAGGCUCAGAAACUGAAGUCAAACUCAACAGUCGACGGAGUUUUCUGUGUGGACCCUCAGAUUGAUAAUCCCAGCACAUCCAACGCCAUCCCGAGGAACUCUGCUGUCUCCAGACGGGACGCUGCCUCUCUGCUGCCCCCCCUGGUGACUCUGUGGUACUGCAGCCUGCGGGCGAUAUCCUCGCAUCACGUCUUGUAGCCUCGACGCUUCACAGAAAACACAACGGACUGACAAACACACAUUUGUAUAAAAGAAAAAGCAACAUUAUAUCCUUUCUUCUCAGUGUUGUAAUAUGAUUUUCCCUCUGGAUUCUAUCUCUCUUUUGAUUCCUACUUUGUUUUUUUAAAUGAAUUUUGUUUUGUUUUUUGCAUUGCAGCUGUGUGCUAAAGCGGUGAUCUGUACUCGUUCAGUUUGGCUGUGUGUUCCCUUUAGGUUAGUUGAAAAAAAAAAGAGAUUUAAGGCUUACGUUUAAUACUCAAGGACUACAUUCCAAUAAACCACAGCUGGUAACUUUGGAAAGGAACACACAUGUCAUUUAGCGUGGAUUUUCGGAGUCAGUUUUCACCCUCGUCUGUUUGUGUGUUGAGGCUAUAGGUGGGAUCUUUUGCUCAAAAGUCACAGUCAGUUCAGUAACGGCUAUAUUUGAUCACUUGGGCAGCUUUUAGGUGUUAUUCAGUCUCCUCUGUGGUUUGUGUUUGUUUUGAUAAUGACGUGAUCUGGUGUUUUACAUUUUUACGAACGAUUCCACGUGGAUAUUUACCUGAGAAAAACUCAAUUUCAAGGUGAACACCGAUAACUACCUGCGCCCAAACCGUGUUUACGGUAGCUCAUACUGAACACACAUUGCCGAUGGCUAAAAGCACACAAGGCAAAGACCCACGAACACACACUGCACAUGUUCACACACUCAGACAAAAUCACACGGAAACACACACAGCACCAGGUUUUCUGCUCCAUUUUUUGUUUUACACCAGUUUCUUUGCCAACAUAGUGAUUCUCAGAGGUCAGAACGCUGCUGUGGAUAUCUGAAUCCACUCAUUAGUGAUUGUACAUAACUUGUAAUUGUUAGAAGUCCAAGCCAUGUUCAGUGUUGCUCUAUUGAAGGUGCCAGAGAAGCUGCUGCAGUUUCACCGGAAUGAGUUUUUCUUUUUAUGUUGAUGUACUUUGCUGCACUGCGUCCACGAAAACAAGAGCUGAGGAAAAAAAUAGACUUAUUGUUGUUGAGUAUAUUCAACGGUAACUCACACCUCUGUCCCACUCAACGCUUACUUUACUGUCAGUUCAGUGUUACGACUUAUUGACUCACUUGUGAAACUGCCAACACGUGUGUUGGGGAGGAAGCGAUCACAUGAUAUUGAACAUUUGCUAAACCCCAACCUUACUUACUUUACUGUCAUUGCAACUGCUGGGUUUUGUAUUCUAGUUACAUGUAUGCCAAUAAACAUAAACUAUGGCAUGAUUGGUAAUACAUUCAGGAAAGAUUGGCCUUGAUUUCAGACCGAAGAAGACAAAGCAAACUUCUAAAUCUCAGCUAGUGAUCAUACAUUUUGACGGCUAAAAGCAUACCAAACUGUAGCUUCCUAACACACUUUAAUACGUUAAUUGGAUACCUUCUCCAGGAUGACUGGUUUUAAAAUAUGAACCCUGAAUGAAGGUUUAUUGUACGCAUAACUUGUAACGCCACCAUAAAAUGUAGUUAGCUAUGAUCUGCUCCUUGGCUUUGGUUGUACUGCAGCUAGAAUGCUAAUGGAUUCGGCUAGGUGUGCUAGCACUAGCUAUCAGUAGCUAGCAGCUACAAAGUUAUUCCUUGGACUUUUGCUUCUAUUUUUGUUAUUCUGGAAGGGUAUGCAUAACUUGUAACGCCACCAACAAAUGUAGUUAGCUAUGAUCUAAUCCUUGGCUUUGGAAGUAACACUAGCCUAUGGUACUGUAGCUAGAAUGCAAAUAGUUUUAGCUAGGUGUGCUAACACUAGCGAGCAGUAGCUAGCAACUACCUACUCAUUCCUUGGACUUUGGCCUCAUUCUUUGUCAUUCUGGAAGAGUUUAAAAGUACAUUUAAAGCUCUAAGAUAGACAUUCUGGCUCUUUUUAGUCUUUUUGAACUACAAAGCUACUGGCCCAAGAAGUAAUUGGUACAUUUCGUUCAUAAAAUAAAUGUCUGGUAGAGAGGUUCAGCAAACGGUCGAUUCUGUGUUAUAAAAGAAACUGCAGCAAACAAGUGACUCAUGUACUGUGUGUAAAUCGUUAAAGCAUUUGUUCCUGCUUACUGCUGGGGAAAUGAAAAAGACACAGCGUCGCAAUCACGUCUAAUUCUCACAUGUCGACUUAUUCAUGUUAGUAUUGGAUGCAUCUGUUUUUUUAAUUCUCCCCCCAACACGUGAUCAACUUGUUUACAUACAUCUCUGUGGCAUGCUAUAGGUUAAUUUAACCAUUGGGACACCGACAGGGACAUUUACAACACGCUGCUUGGGUUUAUGUAGCUUCCUCAAAACAUCAUUGAUGUAUAGUAUAACUUAAUGUUAUUUACCGAGCAUAAACAUGGUAUAUGCACUGUAUGGCUGAAACUAUAAAUUGGACAAGUACAUGUCCGAUGAUAUUCUACUCCAGAGCAUUGUGAGCUAUUUUGAAAUCCAGAUAGAGUACAUUGAAAAAAAAGUUUUUUCAUAACAACUUAUGUGUAUAUUUCUCCCAGUAUGUACUAUGGAAUAUUAUUGCAUCUGAGAAAGAGGAUAUCAAUGUAACCCUCCUUAUGUAGUUAUAAACAACUGUAUUUCCUAAACGUAUUUCUUUUGUACCAUAGCCCCGUUUAUGAUGUUGCUUUAGUAGUUUUUUUUUGUUUUGGCUAAGAUUUAAACUUAUUUUUCUAUCUUUUACUUAUUUUUUGCUGUUUUUCGAUGAGAUGAAAUGAAGUGAGGCAGACCGGGCACAGAUGGUUUAUAUUUAAAACUUUUAUAAAACUGUUUAUUGCUGUUAACCCUGAUUAUUUUGGUUUUACUGCUAAAAUAACUAUGUUGACAAUAACAAGAAGUUGAGUUGUCAUUGCAUGGUGAUUGAGAAGGAAAUAAAUCAAUGUUUAAAGACAAAUAUAUUCUAUACCAUACCAUUGAAGGCUUUUUUAUGGUAUAUUUGACCAGAGGUGGGCGACUGAAGAUUGAAUGUGUGGAAGGAAAGUGAAAGAGAAAUGUUAUGAGUUGCUUCACGACAAAAAUUAAAUUUCUCAGAACUGUGUCUUACAGUAUGCUCAUUAUUUUGUAUUUGAAUCCGAGUGUCAUAUCGUCAUUGGCCCUAGAAAAUGAAGGUAUUGUUUAUAUAUGUGGCUCAGAAGGCACAUCCUCCUGAUGUAAGGGUGCCACUUUUGGAUGCAAAUGUUAAGGUGUUAAAUAUGUUUGCUGUCCAUCUCGAUCCCAAUCUGUUGUUUCAAAAUACCAACAAAAUAAAAUGGUGUUUUGGAGACUCCCUCAGCUGCCUGGCAUCAUUAACUUCUUAGCUUGUGAAAAUGUAAAAUCUAUUGUACAAAAGUUACGAUUAAAAACUGUUAAAUCAC